GGAGAAAGGUAGAGUUGGAUAUAAACUUGGGCUUCUUUGGGAUUAGAAACUUACCCAAAGCUUAAGUGACUGGAGUGAAUCCAAACCAAAGCUAGGUUGUUGAAAGAUGGGGAGAGGAAAGAUUGAGAUAAAGAGGAUUGAGAACACCACCAACCGUCAAGUGACCUUCUGCAAGAGAAGAAAUGGAUUGUUGAAGAAAGCUUAUGAGCUCUCCAUUCUCUGUGAGGCUGAAGUUGCUCUCAUUGUCUUCUCUAGCCGUGGCCGCCUCUACGAGUAUUCUAACAACAACAGCAUAAGAAAUACUAUAGAGAGGUACAAGAAGGCAUCUUCCGAUAACUCAGGUGCAACCACUAUUACAGAAAUCAAUGCUCAAUAUUACCAACAGGAAUCGGCAAAGCUGAGGCACCAAAUUCAAAUGCUGCAGAAUUCUAACAGGCACUUAAUGGGAGAUUCGUUGACUAAUCUGACAGUGAAAGAACUAAAGCAGCUAGAGAACAGGCUUGAACGAGGCCUUACUAGAAUCAGGUCCAAGAAGGUAAAAAUUGAUGAAAACGAAUGUGAAAGUUACGAAAAUGCAUGCAUGCAUUUCACGACAAAGACCGAGCAAGAACAGCAUGAAAUGUUGCUUGCUGAAAUUGAGUACUUGCAGAAAAGGGAGGUUGAGCUGGAAAACGAGAAUGUUUUAAUUCGAGCUAAGAUUGCAGAAGUUGAGAGGCUUCAGCAAGCAGACCUGGUUUCUGGGGCAGAGUUUAAUGCAAUCCAGGCGUUAGCUUCUCGCAAUUUUUUUGGCUCCACUAUGGUUGAGGGUGAGGCUUCAUACUCACAGCCAGAGAAGAAAUUGCUCCAUCUGGGGUGAACUUUUGGGAGACACAUCAGUCUGCUGCUAGCUUAUGCUGCAUCAACCGUAUCUUAAAUAAAUGAUAUCAUUGGCUACUAUCUAGUAUCUAUUUUGGUGUUGUAUCCUUAUUCAUGUCUAGAACUUUGAACUAGUAAUUUCCAGCAGUAGUUUGGAGACAUUCCCUUUUUGAUCAACGAUUGCAUAAGCAGCA
Messenger RNA from Rosa chinensis, 1049 nucleotides. RefSeq names its product agamous-like MADS-box protein AGL11. Gene Ontology annotation, molecular function: protein dimerization activity; DNA-binding transcription factor activity, RNA polymerase II-specific; RNA polymerase II cis-regulatory region sequence-specific DNA binding. Gene Ontology annotation, cellular component: nucleus. The record is from RefSeq and is a predicted model, not a curated record. The transcript has 9 exons. The coding region runs from base 107 to 856 and encodes 249 amino acids. Gene Ontology annotation, biological process: positive regulation of transcription by RNA polymerase II. NCBI's taxonomy places the organism in Eukaryota, Viridiplantae, Streptophyta, Magnoliopsida, Rosales, Rosaceae.